Molecule: messenger RNA, 918 nt
Organism: Penicillium cinerascens
Lineage: Eukaryota; Fungi; Ascomycota; Eurotiomycetes; Eurotiales; Aspergillaceae
Product: NmrA/HSCARG family protein
Exons: 1
Coding region: 1-918 (305 amino acids)
Source: RefSeq, a predicted model, not a curated record
AUGUGCUCGCCUAAAGUUUUCGUUUGCGGUGCAACCGGCACCCAAGGAGGUGCCCUCAUUCAGAACCUCCUCGAGCAUCACAUUGAAAUCCAUGCCAUCACCCGAAACAUCAACUCCGAUGCCGCGCAGAAGCUCCGCUCUCUCGGGGUCUCCCUCGCGGAGGGCGAUUUCGACAACGAGGAAAGCCUAAAGAAAAACAUGACAGGCUGCACAACCCUCUUCCUCAACUUAAGUCCCGACCAUACCAACCCCAAAAGAGAGCUUGAACAAGCUCAACGAGUCCUUUCUCUGGCCAAACACCUCGGCGUUCAGCAAGUCAUCUACACCAGCGCCAUGGGCACCACGGACCCUACCCGUCUUCGGCACUGGAACCCCAACGGUCCUGUAGGCAUGGUAGUUCUCGGCAAGCAAGCCAUUGAAAACGAAGUCCGAAACGCAGGAUUCAAGCACUGGACAAUUCUGCGACCGGGCAACUUCAUGUCCAACUUCCUCGACCCGCUCGUUCGGAUGUACCAAGGCCUCGUCGAGACGGGCACAUUUACCACCGCUUUUACUCGGGACACGGUGCUGCCAAUGGUUGAUCCCAACGACAUCGGGAAGUUCGCGGCAGCGGCAGUUUUGGACUCUGACAAGUUCAAUCAAAUGGAAAUCGAGAUCACAUCGGAGAUGAUGGGAGUUGAGAAGGUGAUGCGGGAUCUGUCGGAUGCAACUGGGAAGGAUAUGAAAGUUACUUUCUUGUCGGAGAAGGAGAUCGAGGAUCGGGCAUCACAGGACCCGUUUCUCGGUGCACAGAUGGUGAUUCGCGAUCUGUCAUUGUUUGUUGAUAUGGAGAAGGUCAAGUCUUGGGGGGUAGAACUGGGAAGCUUUGCCCAGUUUUUGAAGCGGGAGAAGACGCGUGUGGAUUCAACCUACCUGUGA